This is a messenger RNA of Euleptes europaea (tarantolino), 4017 nucleotides long. RefSeq names its product TAR (HIV-1) RNA binding protein 1 (gene TARBP1). NCBI's taxonomy places the organism in Eukaryota, Metazoa, Chordata, Lepidosauria, Squamata, Sphaerodactylidae. Bases 71 to 3895 code for a protein of 1274 amino acids. Gene Ontology annotation, molecular function: RNA binding; tRNA (guanine) methyltransferase activity. Gene Ontology annotation, biological process: tRNA methylation. The transcript is spliced from 29 exons. The record is from RefSeq and is a predicted model, not a curated record.
AUGUGUAUUCUGGUGGUCUGCUGAGAAAAAUGAUCAACUUACUCAAUUUUGGGAAAACUAUAUUUUAAUUAUGGAGACUCUGGAAGGAAACCAGAUACAUGUUAUAAAGCCUGUGUUACCAAAGUUAAAUAGCUUAUAUGAACAUGCAAUAUCGGAACAGAAAGAUAGUUGGGUCUUUCACCCGUCGUGGCAUAUGUGCAUUUAUAAAAGAAUGUUUGAGAGUGAAAACAAAACGUUGGCUAAGGAAGGAGUUAUUCAUUUUCUUGAAAUGUGGCAAACACAAUCUCUUCCCCCAUCACCAGGAUUUUCAGAGUUUGUUAUUGGACCAUUAAUGGAUGCUCUUUCAGAAAGUUCUUUUUAUUCCAGGUCAUCAGGCCAGGUGAUAGGGACGUGUCCUUCAUUAGGAAUAAAGCUGCAGAAGUUUUUGGCUGCCUUCUUUACAAAUGUCCCAGAGGAAGAAAAAAGUAGUUUUUUGUUAAAGUUUAUACGGAAGAUGAGCGAUAGGCACUGGUGUUCCAUUCCCAUUUUGUUUCUAUCCAUGGCACUAGCACAUAUUCCAGCAUGUAGAGUACUGGAUACAGAAGGGCUCCUAGCUCUCAGAGAUGUGCUGCAGUGUACUAUGAUCACACACCAGAUUUUGCUACGAGGAGCCGCUCAGUGCUACCUUCUAAAAGCAGCAAUGCUCUUGACCAAUGUAGAGAAGGUGUCACUUUUAGAUAUUUCAAACUUCAUAGUAUCUCUGAGACCAGAAGAGUCCUUAGGCAGAGGAACCGUUUUGUGGAAAAUGCUUUGUGACUGGCUGCAUGGAAAUGACAAGCACUUUCAAAGGCCUUUAAACUAUGGUGUGCCUCAAGACAGAACAUUGUUAAAUGUUUAUGUACAGUCUCUUGUACAGGACUAUCUAAAAACACCUGCAUCCAAUGUAGAAGAUUGCCUUAUGCCUGAUUGGUUUGAAGCUAAACUUGUUGCUACAAUGAUUCUUCUGGCUGCAGAUGUAGAAGAGAUGACACGUGAAUACAAUUGCACUGGCAGUACAGAACUGAUUGAGCUGAAGGCUCUCCUAAAUCCUCUACUGGAUGUCUUGCUGAAACUUGGCACUAAUCCCUACAUCUCAACACUGAAGACUGAUAAAAGCCUCCAGCUAUUGUUGAAGUUACUGCAGACAUGUUCAGUCAAAUGUUCCAAUCCACAAAUUGAUGGAGUAAUAACAUUUCUCCAGAAUGAAUUUAUGUCUGCCUCAGAAAGCAUUUUGGAUUUUCUCCUUAGAAGACUUACAGCAAAUGAAUUAAAUACAAUUUCAGAUCUGGAGCGCUGUAAUUUAUAUCUUGCAGUGUUGUCAGAGCUAUUGAACUUCUGCUCAGUCAAUGGCUGGACAAGGGGAGGGUCUGUCUGUGGUUUCAUCUCCUCUCUGAUCAGUGCCUCCCUCAGCAAUUUACAAGAGAUGAGCAGUGAAAAGGAAGUAAAACUCGGAGAACAGAUUCAGAAGGUGGUGAGCAUGGCAUCUCUAAGUGUGGUUUGUGAAAUUAUAGAUCAGAAGCCAGCUCUUCAGCUUCAGUCUCUGCCAUCAGUUGAAUCUUUGAAAACUGUUAUUUCCUGCUCACAGUUUGACCAUGUAUUAAAGAAGCCUUGCAGUAUGGAAAAAAAUAGUUCCCUUGAGGAGCCACCAUCUCAUCAAGGGUGGGGGAAAAUUGUAGCACGCUACAUACAUGAUCAGUGGGUUUGUCACCAUUUUACUCUGAACAACUAUCAAAACCUUUCUAAAGAUGAAGAUCUGGAACAAUUUUUGUUUGAUGUUCAGAAACAUACAAGGAGUCUACAGUCUGCACUAGAAGCACUAUCAAUUCUUCCUUCUGACCAUGUUUUACCUGUAUUUCAUUGCAUGAAAAUACUUGUUCCCAAGCUUCUGGAAUCUUCUGAAUCUCUAUGCAUAGAGGCUUUUGAUCUGUCAUGGAAAAUCAUAUCUUCUCUUAGCAACACACAGCUAAUAUUCUGGCCUAACUUAAAAGCGUUUGUACAGUUCGUAUUUGAUCCUGAAGUUCUUGCUGUUGCUGCAAAGAACAAGAGCAAAGCAUACAUGAAAAUAAAAGAGAUUAUGUUUCAGAUGAUUGAAAUGUCCUCUACGAAGACUGGAGUUUUUAAUACACUGUUAACUUACUGCUGUCAAACGUGGAUGUUUCCUACUCGCAAUAAUACAAUUGCUGUAGAAAAUGCUUUCUCAAAUGCUGGCAAUUAUAGUGAACUUCUUGUAGAGGCCUGUUUGUUUGGAACUGUUUUCAGGCGUGAUCAAAGACUCAAUCAAGAGAUGUGUGCCUUUGUGGAAAAUCUUGGAGAUGAAUGUGCAGCAAAUGUUGUUACAGAAAGUACAAACAGAGAUGACCAUUUUGUGAGAGUUUGUGCCAUCAAAUUCCUUUGCUUGCUAGAUGAAACAAAUACAUUGCACAAGAAGUUUAUAGAAGAUUUUUUCAUGAAUCUACUUGAUAAAGGUGAACUGAUGUCCAAAUCAAAAACUCGCUAUUAUGUGAACUCCUUACAACACAGAGCUAAAAAUCGACUAUGGCAGACGCUGCUUGUCCUUUUACCAAAACUUCAUGAGGACAUUUUGACAAGGACUGUUGAUAGGAUUCUUCAGGCUGGCUAUAGCAACAAUCAAGCAUCUAUAAAGUAUUUAAUAGAGUGGAGCAUCAUCUGGAUUCUACACAAGUUUCCUCAUUUUCUCCAGAAAUUUUGGGAUUGCUUUAACUAUGAGGAAGACUGGCUUAAAACUAGCAUUUGUACAUUUUUAUCAGUGCUGUCACACUUGGAUACAAUUCUUCAGAGUACCUCUGAGAAGACACCAAUUUUGAAGAAAGCCCUAGUUGUUGUUCUGCAGUGGUGUUUCCAUCACAAUUUCAGCGUUCGACUUUAUGCUUUAAUUGCGCUUAAGAAAAUCUGGGGAAUGUGCAAAGAGUUGUGUAUGGAUGAUUUUGAGACUUUAACUCCAGUCAUUGAAAGCAGUCUCCAUCAAGCAGAAAGAAUGCAUGGAACAGGGAAUGCUAAAAAGAAUUGGCAGCGCAUCCAGAAGCACUUCUUUUUUGAAAAAUUCCACCCACUUAAGGAUUACAGUCUUGAGACAAUAUUUUACACCCUACCACGUCUUUCAGAAAUUGCUGAAGAAGAAUGGAUACCUCUCAGCAAAUUUACUGCAUUCACAGACAUUCCUUUGAGUGCAACAUUUCCGUGCACCUCUUCUCAUACUGACCUCCUUGAUCUAAAGCCCGACGACUGGUCUCAGCAAGAUAUAGGUUUGAAAUCAGCUGAGCCAGAUAAUCAAAGGCAAUGGACAGAUGUUCAAAAAAAGAUUAUUCCUUGGAAGAACAGCACUUCUGAUCUGGAGCUUGUAUUUCAAGAUCGGGCUACUAAACUGGGUAAAUCAAACAGUGGACUGGUUGUAGUGGCUUCACUCAUUGAUAAACCCACCAAUCUGGGAGGCUUGUGUCGUACAUGUGAAAUAUUUGGGGUGUCAUCUCUAAUUGUUGGCAGCCUCCAUUACAUAAAUGACAAACAGUUUCAGUAUCUCAGUGUGUCUGCAGAACAGUGGCUUUCCCUUCUUGAGGUAAAGCCAUUUCAGCUCAUUGAUUAUUUGGAUCAGAAGAAAACUGAAGGAUACACUAUUAUAGGUGUGGAACAAACAGCUAAAAGUUGUGAUCUAACAGAGUAUUGCUUUCCAGAGAAAUCCCUGCUGUUGCUGGGAAAUGAGCAUGAGGGAAUUCCUGCAAAUCUGAUUCAGCAACUGGAUGUUUGUGUAGAAAUCCCUCAGCAAGGAGUUAUUCGGUCACUUAAUGUCCACGUAAGUGGAGCUCUGCUGAUUUGGGAAUAUACAAGGCAACAGAUCAUCAGGCAGAAAGUACAGAGAUAAAUCAACAAGGUACACUAGAACUGCUGCUUUGAUGGUGCUAUAAAAUCCAAGGAGCAAUUACAGAUGCCAGACAACGGAAGGAUUAUAUUUUUUGCAUGUGUCUUUUUAAAAAUAUUAAAUGC